AGAAACUGCUAUUGCAUUGGUUAGACAAGCGACCAAGAUCGCCUUGGCUUCAAAAAACAACACUCAAUUCAAUACUCGGCAGUCUCCGAAUUCUCUAUUAUGCAUUCUAACUAUAUCUAAUCUGAAUCAGAUUGUUGGCAAUACAAACUGUUGGAAGUCUUUUCAAAGUGUGAUAUCUUCUCUGUAUUUUGCAGCAGCUCAAGAAACGUUCAACCCUGAAGGGGUUGAGAGUGGGAGUAUAUGGCUGCCUAUAAACAUUAUCUUGCAGGGAUGGUGUGGAUAUGAUGUUUGGGAUUUUGCAGCUGAGAAAGUAUGGGUUUGCAUGUUGGUUGAAGCUAGAUCUGGACAGAUAAAACCAAAGCUUCAUUCCGAUCCAAGAUUUCUUGAUGGUAAUGUGCCAGAGCACAUUCAGUUGGAUAUCUCUGAAUGGCUUACCAAUCAUCCCAACGAUCUGCAAGAAUCCAGCGACUCUUCAGAACAUGCUACAGAUCUUCCUCCCGUUUUUGGACAUGUGGCAGUUGGCGGUACAUUUGACUAUUUGCAUGCUGGUCAUCGUAUUUUGCUAACUUGCUCCGCAUGGCUGACCUCAACUCGGUUGAUAUGUGGUGUUACAGAUCUAAACCAAACCAGUUUGGAGCGUAAACAAGCAUACCAAAACAUGCAAUCGCUACAGACUCGACUCGAUGGAGUCAAGACGUUUUUACAUCGUAUCAAACGAGAUAUCAUGUAUGAUAUAAUUCCUAUAUACGAUGACUACGGUCCUACUCUUACAGAUGAGCUUAUAGAGGCUAUAGUAUGCUCCAGAGAAACAAUUCGGGGCUGUAAACUAGUCAACGAUCUUCGACAACAAGGAAACCUCAAACCAUUGCAUAUUUUUAUUAUUGAUGUGAUUUCAUCAUCAGUAGGAGUCAUCACUUCUCAAGACUUUCGAUCCAAAAUCAGCUCAACCUAUCUACGUCUACAUAUGCCUACAUGUCCACACUCUGGUCUCGAUAAUUAAAUAUGACAGUAAUAUCAUUCAUGUUUAAUGUUCAUGGUUACAAAUGGGCUCGACUAUUUGUAAACACUCAUAGUAUUGAUGACAUCAGGGUUUUAUUAUCGAAUCUACAUGCAAAAUCGAUUGAACUGAAACGUGAUAACAUAUCUCUACUUAAAUAUAUAGCCAUUGAGUUAAUGUAGAGUGGAUGAUUUAUAUGGGACAAAUGAUUAAGUGAAUAAAAUAAUGAGAAAUCGAAACAAUUGUUCCAGACACACCAACUUCAUAUAAUUCUCUCUGGCUAUUCGAGUUUGUACUUGUAGUAAAUCUACUGCUUUUGAAAUAUGGAUACAUGUGGCAAAACUCGAGCCAUUGCGACAAGUAAUGACAAAAGUGUGACUGCAUAAAGCAGCAGAAACAGCAAUAAAAGUUAUAAACUAUCUGAACCGUCUGAAUCCGCCUUUAAAUAUCCGUGACCACCACGUUGCAGGCUUUUUUUUGCUUAAUCCAGCACCGCCAGCAAUAGACCGGUCAAGAUCGGAAUAUGGACCAUGCUCCAAUAAACUCUUGAGAUCGGCAAAAUUGGUCAUAACGGAUUGAGCAAGAUUAGCAUCAGCAAUGCCAUAAACACGCUCUUCAACUUCUCGCUCUACUCUAUCUAUACUUUUCACUAAACAUUGAAAGAAACCAGUCAAAUCUGCUUCAACGACGGUUGCAGACAGAAUCUUUGGCUGCGAAAUGGUAGAAGAUCCACCUGUGAGUGAUGUCAAUGGAUUUGUAGUUUUUUGCAAGUCUGUCAAUUUAUAAGUUCCGC
Molecule: messenger RNA, 1790 nt
Organism: Batrachochytrium dendrobatidis JAM81
Lineage: Eukaryota; Fungi; Chytridiomycota; Chytridiomycetes; Rhizophydiales
Exons: 4
Coding region: 323-1000 (225 amino acids)
Biological process (GO): coenzyme A biosynthetic process
Molecular function (GO): dephospho-CoA kinase activity
Source: RefSeq, a predicted model, not a curated record